This is a messenger RNA of Salvelinus fontinalis (brook trout), 804 nucleotides long. Its product is annotated as serine/threonine-protein kinase Nek11-like. Gene Ontology annotation, molecular function: ATP binding; protein kinase activity. NCBI's taxonomy places the organism in Eukaryota, Metazoa, Chordata, Actinopteri, Salmoniformes, Salmonidae. The transcript has 7 exons. The record is from RefSeq and is a predicted model, not a curated record. Gene Ontology annotation, biological process: protein phosphorylation. The annotation marks the transcript as partial.
UGUUUCAGGGCUCUAGGCUGUAUCCUGUAUGAGAUGUGUUGCCUGUCACACGCCUUUGAAGGACACAACUUCUUGUCAGUUGUGAUGAAGAUAGUGGAGGGAGAAACCCCCAGACUGACAGCCAGUUACUCUCUGGAGCUCAACACACUCAUGCAAAGGAUGCUGGAGAAAACCCCGUCAUCCAGGCUCUCUGCUGCAGAAGCUCUGAAAACUAAAUUCAUUGAGGACAGUAUGCAGAUCUUAAAACACAAGUUCUGUAGUCUGACACUGAGAGACAAGACAUCGGCGGGAGAAAGAGACGCAGCACAGAUAUUGAAAGCGGUGCAGAGAAAGGUGCACCUUCAGACACUGAGGGAGAAGUCAGAGCUAGACAUAAUGACCCCCAGGGAGAGAAUGAGGCUGAGGAAGCUGCAGGCUGCUGACGACAAGGCCAGGAGGCUUAGGAGACUUGCUGAGGAGAAAUACCAGGAAAACCACUUCCGAAUGCAGGAGCUGAGGAGCCGCCAUUUCGAGAAAGUCAGUUUGGACGUCUUGAAUGAGAGUGCAGGAGAUGCAGUCCACCAGACUGCACCAAUCACAGCUGAGGACUACCGGUCACUGGGUUGCUCACAACCAAUGGGAAGGCAGCAGCAGGACAAGAUGCGAAUGUCUGAGCCAGUGGGGCGUGAGAUCCCAGAGGACCCUCAGACUGCAGAGGUGUAUUAUUACAUGGAUGGAUUUGAGUCCUGCACUGAUGAAGAGGAGGAGGAAAGAGAGGAAGAGGACACCCUGACCUCAGAAACCCUCUGUCAUACCUAUGGACAG